Messenger RNA from Anguilla anguilla (European eel), 3483 nucleotides. RefSeq names its product protein phosphatase, EF-hand calcium binding domain 1 (gene ppef1). Lineage: Eukaryota; Metazoa; Chordata; Actinopteri; Anguilliformes; Anguillidae. Gene Ontology annotation, biological process: detection of stimulus involved in sensory perception. The record is from RefSeq and is a predicted model, not a curated record. The coding region runs from base 430 to 2589 and encodes 719 amino acids. Gene Ontology annotation, cellular component: cytosol; nucleus. The transcript has 18 exons. Gene Ontology annotation, molecular function: iron ion binding; protein binding; manganese ion binding.
UGCUGUAGUGACUCACUGAUUGGCUGAGAGUUUGGGGAAGUAGGGGUGUUUCAGCUAUCCUACUGGUUUCUGGCAAAUCAAUUAAAGCGGAUAAUUAUUUUAGAUGUCAUAUUAGUAGCGGAUUUUUCAAGUAUGUUGAUUUGUGGAUUACUUCGGUGAUGGCACAUUUUGCAGGAUCUGGUAGUCUGACGCGUUGCAUUUCACAAUAGCAGAUUCACGAAUCUCCGAAUACUAUUUCCUCUGCAUGGAAUCAAUCAACUGAUGUUAUUCUUUCUAGUGUAUAGCGCUGUGCCCAGAGACCUUCCAAAACGAGUUCUGCGCAACGCUUUUCCAAAGCGUUAGCUAUCCUCAAGGAUUCUAUAAUGCGACCACCAUCAAUAUUCACUGUCAACAUAGAUUAACAAUGAUGUUCAGUCCUCCACUAUAACCAUGGGCUGUGGCACCUCUGUCGCCACAGAAGACCAAGGGAAGAGACUCGAAAAUGAUGAGUCCAUCAAGGGCGGCUGCCCAGCUCUCACGAUGAAAGCAGCCAUCCUAAUCCAGCGCUGGUACCGCCGCUACAUUGCCCGUCUGGAGAUGAGGCGUCGCUACACCUGGAACAUCUUCCAGUCCAUUGAGUACGCCGGGGAACAGGAGCAGCUGCAGCUCUCCAGUUUCUUCAGUUUCAUGCUGGACAACUUCACUCAGCUGAACGGGAGCAGUCCAUGUGACCCCAUGACUGAAGAAGGGGGAGUGGCCAGGUAUGAGCUGAUUGACGUGGAGGACUCGUACUGCGGCCCUCACCUGUCAUUCCCUCUCAAUGUGAACCACACCAACGCUCUCCUCAGCACUUAUAAGGAGCAGAAGACUCUUCACGCCCGAUACGUCUUACAGUUGCUGCACGAAACAAAGAAAUUCCUCGAACAGAUCCCAAAUAUCAUUCACCUGUCUACAUCAUACUACAAGGAGAUCACAAUUUGUGGUGAUCUGCAUGGAAGCCUUGAUGAUCUCCUACUCAUUUUCUAUAAGAACGGGCUUCCAUCGGCCAAUAACCCGUACGUGUUCAACGGAGACUUUGUGGACAGAGGGAAGAAAUCUGUGGAGAUCAUCAUCAUCCUGUUCGCCUUCAUGCUUCUGUACCCGGACCACAUGCACCUGAACCGGGGCAACCACGAGGACCACAUAAUGAAUCUCAGAUAUGGAUUUACGAAAGAAGUUAUGCAGAAAUACAAGACACACGGCAGGGAUAUUUUGCAGCUGCUGCAAGAUGUCUUCAGCCUGCUGCCCGUGGCAAUGGUGAUUGACAGCAAGGUGCUCAUUGUACACGGUGGCAUAUCCGAUAUGACUGACCUCAACUUCCUGGAGUCCAUAGAGAGACACAAGGUGAAGUCCGCGCUCAGGCUGCCCAGACGGACCAUGGACAGCGUCAUGGCGACCAGGUGUGGCAGUCAGGUAAAAGGUGACCUGAGGCGCAGGAGAAGAGGCUCGGCGCAAAGGAGGAAUCAGCGGAAGAAGGGCAGCAGCGGCUCCUCCUCCUCCUCUUCUUCAUCGUCCUCUUCAUCAUCCUCAUCUUCGCUGUGCUCUCCUCGCAUUUCCUCUCGCAAUCAGCCCCGCCCCAGGCUCUCCUCCAGUGUGCUAAGCCCCACCCUCACCUCCUAUGUACCCUGCAUGGACUCCAUGGUCUCCAUAGAAACGCAACCCAGGGAAGAAGAGGAAUGGAAGCAGGUCGUGGAUUUGCUUUGGAGUGACCCCAAAAUCCAGGACGGCUGCACGCCCAACACCUUCCGGGGGGGAGGGUGCUACUUUGGGCCGGACGUGACCCGCACCCUGCUGGAGAGACACGGUCUCAGUCUGCUGAUCCGAUCCCACCAGUGCAAGCAGGAGGGGUACGAGCUGUGCCACAACGGCCAGGUAAUCACAAUUUUCUCCGCCUCCAACUACUACGAGGUAGGCAGCAACCGCGGGGCCUACGUCAAACUGGGGGCGGACCUCAUCCCUCGAUUCUUCCAGCACCAAGUCAGCCACUGUACCAGGAAGCUCACUCUGCACCAGAGGGUAAGUGCAGCAGAGGAUUCAGCCCUGAAGGCCUUGCAGGAGAAGCUGUUUGCCCAUCGCACUGAGCUGAUGACCACCUUUCAACAGUACGACAAAAACAACACAGGUGCCAUCUCUCUCAGUGACUGGGCACAGGCAGUAGAAUCUGUCCUGAGGCUGGACCUACCCUGGCGCACCCUCAGGCCGCGACUGGCUCGCCUGUCCCAGGGCGGCAACGUGGAGUACCUGUCCUGCUUCGAGAACAUCUGCCCGAACCAGCCUCCCCCCCUGGUUACCCCAAACCUUGCAGAAACCUUGUAUCGGUACCGAACUGACCUUGAGAUCAUUUUCAAUAUUAUUGACAAAGACCAUUCAGGUCUCAUCUCUAUCGAGGAGUUCCGUCACACCUGGAAGCUCUUCAGCUCACACCUGAGAGUGGCGGUGGAGGACAGCGUCAUCGACGACCUGGCGCGCAGCAUCGACUUCAACAAGGACGGCAGCAUCGACUUCAACGAGUUCCUGGAGGCCUUCAGGGUGGUGCAUCGACUCGACACCAAGGACCAGCAUCAGGACUGACUGAGGGAAACGACUGAGUCACUCAAAGACUCUCUGAUAAAGACUGAGUCACUCAAAGCCACUCUCAUAAAGACUGAGUCACUCAAAGACUCUCUGAUAAAGACUGAGUCACUCAAAGACUCUAUGAUAAUAACGGAGUCACUCAAAGCCUUUCUGAUAAAGACUGAGUCACUCAAAGCCUCUAUGAUAAUAACUGAGUCACUCAAAGCCUCUCUGAUAAAGACUGAGUCACUCAAAGCCUCUAUGAUAACAACUGAGUCACUCAAAGCCUUUCUGAUAAAGACUGAGUCACUCAAAGCCUCUAUGAUAACAACUGAGUCACUCAAAGCCUUUCUAAUAAUGACUGAGUCACUCAAAGACUCUCUGAUAAAGACUGAGUCACUCAAAGCCAAUCUCAUAAAGACUUAGUCACUAAAAGUUCCACUCAUAAAGACUGUCACUCAAGGCAUUUUUAUUUAUUUAAAAACAAUGCAUGAAUGAUGUCUCCCUUUCUGUGAAAAAGAUUUACUACUACUCCGCAGUUAGAGUAUUAUGCAUAUUUUAGAGCACUGUUAUAGAAUACCUGACUGUUAGCACUUAGUACAGACCACCAGGGAUCCUGGUUUUCUGUGAAACAUUCACAGUAUCUGUUAAAAACAUGAACUUCUGUGUUAACUGUAUUUAAACCAAAUUUCUCAACUGUGCUUAGCCAACUUAGCUAUUUUGUGUGUGCACACAUAUAAUUAUUAUCAUCACUGACAUUUGACUUGUUUAAGAUAACCAUUUUUUGAAAUAUAAAGAAUAUUUGUACAGCACGAUUAAAAGUGUAAAGUGUGAAACAGUCAAAGAACAAUUUUCUUUGCCAAGUCAACUUAAGGGUAACCUUUUUAAAAAUAAAGUAGAAUUUUGUUUUUC